Messenger RNA from Amborella trichopoda, 1150 nucleotides. NCBI's taxonomy places the organism in Eukaryota, Viridiplantae, Streptophyta, Magnoliopsida, Amborellales, Amborellaceae. The record is from RefSeq and is a predicted model, not a curated record.
AACCCCUAAUUAAAUUAUGUCAUACGUAAUCUUUCUCAAAAAUAUUAAAAUUAUCCAAUAAAUAAAGAAACCCGGAAAACAUUUUGUCAAGGAAGAGCGGGAAACUAUGCACAGGAGAAUUGUAGUUUCGAGAUCGGUUGAGGAGGUUUCAGAAGAAGAUAACGCCUUGUCCAUCUCCGAUCAAAGAACUCUCUAUCUCGUGAACAUAUUCAUAGUGGACACAGCUCGUUUCCUGAACAGGUUCUCGGCCCUAUGCGAACAAAAGCUAGCUGAUGUUCACAGGAGAAUACUGCGUUUAGAUGCAACUCUCACACUUUUGGAGGCCAAACUGAGGAGUAUAGAUGGAAUUGAAGAAAUUAAGGAUGGUUCAAGAGUCAAGGAGCGCUGUUUUGAGUAUACAAAUGGAAGUUGCUCCUCUGCCGAAAGAUCCCAUGAGCCGACAUAUGGAUCGAUAAUGACCUUGAGUGAAAGUCAUGCCCCACAGCAGACACCAUCAACAUCGGUACAACCUUCAACACCCAGCCAAAAUCAACCUCCGUUUGAUGAUGAUCCAAGGCUAGCAAGGUUUUGCCGUAUGCUUCAUUUUGGGGUCCCAGAGCAGUUUCCUACACUUCAAGGAAUCUCCAGCCAUCAGAUUUCAGAAAGAGACGGAUGGGGUGUGUCUCCCCACUGCUCGAAGACUGUCAAACUCCAGCCAUCCCUUGUUAACAACUGUGGGAAACUUCAAUGCAGGCAUCGUAUAUGAAACCAAUUAUUUAAUGGGAAAUUAUGCUAUGCCGCACCUUGUGUAUGUUGUAUAUGGUGAAAUUAUGCUAUGCACCCCUAGCAUAUGUUAUAUAUGUGCAUCAAAGGGGUAUCCUGAUAGUGAUCAAUUGUACUCCUUUCUCUUAAUAGAAUACAACAGUUAGGUAUCCUGAUGGUGGAAAUUAACCUUUGUUGGACCGACUGGGACAUUCACCAUCCAUCACCAUCACUGUCACCAUCUGUCAUUGGGAAUGGAAGGUGGAUGCUUCUCCGGUGUGCCAUAUACAACAGUACCAUGCAACAUUUUUUAUGGUGUACUUCCCUUAUGUAAAAGCCUCAUAUUUGGAACUAUCUGCUCUUGUUUCAGUGGUUUCAUUUUCUUGGAUGAGUGAUUGUAUCCCUAUAU